Molecule: messenger RNA, 1194 nt
Organism: Photinus pyralis (common eastern firefly)
Lineage: Eukaryota; Metazoa; Arthropoda; Insecta; Coleoptera; Lampyridae
Product: omega-amidase NIT2
Exons: 1
Coding region: 306-1178 (290 amino acids)
Biological process (GO): L-glutamine metabolic process; oxaloacetate metabolic process
Cellular component (GO): mitochondrion
Molecular function (GO): omega-amidase activity
Source: RefSeq, a predicted model, not a curated record
AGGCUAAGUAGACUAUCGUCUGAAAGUUUUGGCUGGCUGCGAUAUCUGAAUCUAAGUCAGGUCGGGAAUUUUUGGGGCUGCCCCCGUAUGUUUCUUGUUCCUGUUUGGCGACCUUUGUACCAUAUUCCAUAACCUAUAACCUUUUAUGUUAGAUUUAAUGGGAAAAUUUCUAGUAUAUGAUAUUACUGAUAUUACCUACUCAUUAUUUGUGAUAAUACCACAUAGAUACGUGUGAUCAAUACUUUUUCUCAGUGUUAAUUUGUAAUGUUAUAAUUAGGAGCUAAUUUAACUUCAAAAUUAACGGUAUGUUUACAAGAUUAAUUCAAUCGACGUCUUUUAGCACAAUGGUUAACAGAAAAAUUCGUACUGCUUUACUGCAGUUGAAUGUGGGAAGUGAUCGGGAAACCAAUUUAAAACAUGCCGCAAAUAAAAUUGCCGAAGCCAAAAAGGGAGGUGCCGAAUUAGUAGCACUAUCCGAAUGUUUUAAUUCCCCAUACGGUACAAAAUUCUUUGACCAGUAUGCGGAAAUAAUACCCGGUGGACCAUCCUGUGCAAUGCUUUCGAAUGCUGCGAAGGAGCAUGGUAUUUAUAUCGUCGGAGGAACUAUACCGGAACGGUGCGAUUCAAAAUUGUACAACACAUGCACUGUGUGGAAUUCGAAUGGGGAAAUGAUCGCGAAGUAUCGUAAAAUGCAUCUAUUCGAUAUCGACAUACCAGGCGGAAUUACUUUUAAGGAAUCUGAAGCUUUAAGUGCCGGAAAUAAUUUAGUUACGUUUAAAAUCGGGGAUGUUAAGUUUGGUUUAGGUAUAUGUUAUGAUUUGCGAUUUGAGGAGUUGGCCAAAUUGUACAGGCAAGAAAAUUGUGAUAUGCUCAUUUAUCCCGCGGCUUUUAAUAUGACGACCGGACCUUUGCAUUGGGAGCUGCUUCAAAGAUCUCGUGCCGUUGACAAUCAAGUGUUUGUGUGCACUAUAAGCCCAGCAAGGGGUGAGAAGGGUUACAUUGCCUGGGGCCAUACUCAAGUAACCAAUCCAUGGGGGAAAGUGUUAGCGACAGCUAAUUCCAAAGAAGAAAUAGUCUAUUGUGAUUUAAAUCUUUCGGAAUGUGAUGAAGUGCGUCAGCAAAUUCCAGUUUUUCCCCAACGUAGAACUGAUAUUUAUAAUACAAUUUUAACAAAAUAAAAACUGAUUUUUUGUA